Messenger RNA from Oncorhynchus gorbuscha (pink salmon), 1658 nucleotides. Its product is annotated as flocculation protein FLO11-like. Bases 141 to 1646 code for a protein of 501 amino acids. NCBI's taxonomy places the organism in Eukaryota, Metazoa, Chordata, Actinopteri, Salmoniformes, Salmonidae. The transcript is spliced from 3 exons. The record is from RefSeq and is a predicted model, not a curated record.
GUCAUAAUGAAGCAUUCUCUUGUUAAAAUAGACAUUUCAUAGACAGGUCAUUGAUGCUCUUCCAUAUCUGAGAAUAUACUGUUGAAACUGUAUAGUCAAAUCCUACGUGUGCAAAUUAUCUGGAAGUCCAAAUUGAAGCCAUGAAAGACAGAGGGAAGUCCAGGACUAGGACACAAAAGACCAGUCAGAACAGUUCUGAGAACAGCCUGACAGACAUCCUCAGUGUCCCGUGUGCCAGUGAUAUUGUCCUACAGCCAAUGUCGCCAGGGAGAAAGAAUAGCCGAUCCCACUUCCACAACAUGGAUGUGACUAAAGAGAGGGCUGACAUGGGAAGGCUUCCAAUGGCCACUCCACCCAUCAAGCUCCCAAUGCUCAGUGUGACCUCUCUCACUGUCCAAGGGAACAAAAACACCCUCAAGGUGCCUCGUCUGCAGCUGGAGGGACAGAUGGUUAGCAAGCGUCUGGGUCCGGUUAAAACCAAAACCGGAGGGAGCACAUUUACCUCCAGCCACGAGAAGGAGCCAGAUGUUAAAUCAAGCAGACCACAGACAUCAGGAAGCAUCCCUAGGUUCCCCAAAAUAUGCUCCACUGCAGCCAAGGCAGUAGCUCCUUUAUCUGGGACUCCAUGCAGGCAGUCUGAGAUCAGGAUCCAGGCCAAUCCUCUCCAGAGGUCUAACAUCCAGGACCAAAGGCCCCGCUCUCCUCCUGCUCAGGCCAGACGGUCUCUGUCCGACGGCAGCCUCUUGCAGCCGCCAUGUUCUCCUGUGGAUGUCCUCCAGCCGGAGGUCCAGGCCAGCAGAAGCCUGGCUCGACCCAAGACCGGGAUAGCUAGGAUAACAAGACAUACUGAUGGCAGCACUCUGAGGUUCCCUAACCAGACCUUAGAUCUUAUAAACUCCAUGGAUGGGAGGGAGAGCACCAAUUCCUUCCAUGUGCUGCCAACCAUUGCAGUGUCAGCCUCCCGUGCCCAGAUGGCCAUCCCAUUGCCUACCCCAAUGGUCAGCAAUGUGCCUGACCUUCUGGUGCCUACUCCGUCUGCUUCUCCGGUUCCUUCCAGCCAAGUGCCUGCCCCACCUGCCUCCGCAGUGCCAGCCCGGCCUGCCAACUCCAGAUCACGGCGUGUGUCAAAGAGGAUCCAGCUCUUACAGAUCCAGUCUGCUAUGCUGGACCAGCAGCUACCGGAACAACUGGGUGACAAACAAAUCAUAUUACCCUCUGAGCCCCUGUCCUUCAGUAGCACUGAGAGGUUGUUCCUCUGUGGUCCAACUUUAGUCUGUGGAGAUGAUGGCUGUCACCCCCUGACCAGACCUACGCCCAGCCACACAGGUCGCACUGACCACUCCCCUUUACUGACCAAUAGGAGAGCCGUGCAGGCGGGUGAGAAGUGCCCCUUUGAUACCCUCUUGAUGAUGGUCCCACUGGCAGAACAGCCUCCUAUCAAGCGGGGGCACAUGCCCGCCUCCCGUGCCAAGGCAGAGCGGGAGAAUAGCCAACAAGGGCGCAGGAAGAGAGUGAAGCCCAUUCACUGGGACGUUAACUUUAAGUCUGGUCCUUUCUUCCCAGUGUGUGUCUCUCCAUCACUGCCCUCGAUCUUGGAGGUGGAUGAAGAGUCUCUUUCUGAAGAGAUGGAGCAAAGCCAGUUGUAAGGGGUCGCACAG